UCUCGUACACAUCCACAUUGUUAUGUUUUCCCUUGCAAGUUUCAACCUUUUCUUUCCUUAAGAGUCUACCUCUCACCUUUUUACGCCCUUUAUAAGUCCAUUAAUGCACUAUUAGAACUGUCGGUGUAUCUUCUUUUGAAAAAAAUCACUUAAGUUUGGAAUCUCUACGUAAUCCAACCGAUUAAUGUGGUCAAAAUGGGUCAAGAAUUCCAACUUUUUGUUCUUAAUUGCCCAAAAUUUCUGCAGCUGUGCAUAUAUUGAUAAGCAUGCGAAACGCAUGAAUACUUUCCAUUGAAGUUCUCUUGUGUUUGUUUUGGUUGCAUGAAAUGGUUCUCUUUUAUUCUGGUGGUUCAUUUGUUCAUGAGUUGUAGUUCAGAGCCCUGUGUGGGCUCUGAUUUCAUUACACCCAUUUCAAAGUUUUUACCUUUUCUUGCUGGGUGUUUUUGUUUCUGAGAAAUCAAUAACAGGAAACAGUUAAAUUUUCUUAGUUCAAUCUGUUCAUUCAUUCUUUAACCGUGUUUUUUUUCUUCCCGACAAGACCACCCAACUUAAGAUUGUUAGUGUGAGAAACUUCAGAAGAAGGUAAAGUGAGUCCAUCAUGGGCUUUCUAACAGACUCUCACAAGGACUCAUGGCAGCCCAUUAUGACUACAAAGACAAACACACACAGUUACUGGCUUAAUUGGAGAGUUCUUCUUUGUUCAAUAUGGAUUCUGGUUUCAGUGAUCUUGUCAUCGUUGCUUUUAUGGAAGUAUGAGCGUUUGAGAAAACCAGAAACCAACGGAAGCAGGGAAACAGAAAAAGAAACAUCGGCAACUCUGUACGAGGAUGAAACUUGGAAGCCUUGCCUAAAAGGAAUUCACCCUGCAUGGCUCAUGGCUUUCAGAGUGGUGGCAUUUUUUGCGCUUUUGGUGCUUCUCAUAAUCAAUUCCAUUGUUGAUGGAGGAAGCAUUUUCUACUACUAUACUCAGUGGACUUUCACUUCAAUCACCAUAUAUUUUGGGCUUGGAUCUUUGCUCUCCAUACAUGGAUGCUACCAAUAUCAUAAGAAAGCAACUGGGGAUAAGGUUGAUAAUGUGGAAGCAGAUGCAGAGCAAGGAAUAUAUGAUUCUUCUGCACUACCACAAAGCUCUAAUAAUCUAUCAGACCAAGAGAAAAACUUAAGAGCCUCAGAAGUUGUUAUUCGCCAACAUGCAGGGAUUUGGGGUUAUAUUUUUCAAAUAAUAUUCCAGAUUAAUGCUGGUGCAGUCAUGCUCACUGAUUGUGUAUUUUGGUUCAUAAUUGUUCCAUUUCUAACCAUCAAAGAUUACAACCUAAAUUUUUUGAUAGUGAUUAUGCACUCAAUCAAUGCAGUUUUCCUUAUAGGUGACACAGCUUUAAAUUGUCUGAGAUUCCCUUGGUUUCGAAUAGGAUACUUUUGCCAGUGGACAAUCAUAUAUGUGAUUUUUCAGUGGAUGGUUCAUGCUUGCAUUUAUAUAUGGUGGCCUUAUCCUUUUCUUGAUUUGUCAUCCUCUUAUGCUCCACUAUGGUACUUUGCAGUGACAUUACUGCACAUUCCAUGCUAUGGAAUUUUCGCCUUGUUAAUGAAGCUGAAACACCAUGUUUUGUCAACUCGGUUCUCUGACUCUUAUCAAUGUCAAAUAAAUUCAGCCUAGUUCUUACUCACCCUACAAAAAAGAUAAAGAAGUGUUAGAUAAAAUUCUUAUUAUUUAACAAUAAGAUUUCACACAUAUAAACAAAAUAUACUUUCUUUGUUUGACCAAAACAGUAAUUAGAAUUUUGUUCUUACUCUAACUCUUGUCAAGUAGAGAGCCGUGUAACUAAUUAUGAAUUCAUAAGCACUAAAUCAAGGAUUAUUUAUUAGUGUUAAUAUAUAAGUAUUAUAAUCCAUUCUCCUUGUGUGUAAUA
This is a messenger RNA of Vigna radiata var. radiata (mung bean), 1907 nucleotides long. RefSeq lists its product as uncharacterized. NCBI's taxonomy places the organism in Eukaryota, Viridiplantae, Streptophyta, Magnoliopsida, Fabales, Fabaceae. Bases 599 to 1654 code for a protein of 351 amino acids. Gene Ontology annotation, cellular component: membrane. The transcript has 8 exons. The record is from RefSeq and is a predicted model, not a curated record.